Messenger RNA from Truncatella angustata, 1814 nucleotides. RefSeq lists its product as uncharacterized. The coding region runs from base 110 to 1582 and encodes 490 amino acids. NCBI's taxonomy places the organism in Eukaryota, Fungi, Ascomycota, Sordariomycetes, Amphisphaeriales, Sporocadaceae. The transcript is spliced from 2 exons. The record is from RefSeq and is a predicted model, not a curated record.
CAGCACUACAGCAAGACAAUUAUGUCUCGAUUUCUAAUCCAGUUGGUGCUUCUACUUCCAACGUAAUCGCCCAUGAUGCAGGGAAAUGUGGCAGCAAGGGUAAUUUUUUAUGGGUUCGCCGUCUGCGGCAGAAAAGCCCAGGAGAUCCAACCGCAGACCAGGCUAUUGCAAUCUCAGCGUCUACGACAGAAAUGACGAACAUGAGAACGCAUUCUCUCAAUAUUCUCACCGACCCGAAGCAUUUCAUCGAUCUCAAGAUACCGGAUUGCCAUCUGGGUAUUAUAGAGAGCCGGGUCGAGGAGCCGCCCAGCCUCAGCUCAUCGGAAGUGUCGGCGGCCACUCCAUGUCCGCCGAGCACCCCAGAGACAGAACUGAGCGAGUUUCCCUUGGAAGACAGCCUGGCUCUCGCGACUUCAGCCGGGGCAGAGAGCAGGCCCACGGGUUGUGGACGCAGCACAAGCGCAGCUAUAGUGACCUCAUCCCAGUUAAGAUUGAAAGAGCUCAAGAAGAGUUUAUCCAAUCCUCACAUGUUGGUUCCAAGCCAGCCGGGGAUGUACCAGACCUCAAGGGUAAAAAUGUGGCACUUUCAGGACGAAUGGAAGUAAUAAACCGCGAGUCUGCCUCCACACCCAUCACCAUCACUACUGGCUACGAUCUCGAUCAGACGAGUUGCCCAUUCAAGCAGGAUCAUGUCAGUCACCUCGACCGGCAGGCAGACGAAGCGUUAAAGAAGCCUAUCACUACACUACCAACGCAAACACUGCAACAAGCACACAAUCGGAGUUGCGACGCGUCAGUAGCGACGCAGAAAACUACCACGAGAUAUUCCGAUCCAAGUACACCAUUGAAAAAAUUGCAGAAUCACGAGCACCAUCCCAAGACACAAAAGACCGAUUCAGCGUCCGACCCAGAUGUUCCACCGCGCAAGUCUUUUCUGCAAGAUUGCUCUCCAAAAACACCACGAAUGUGCCCCAGCCCCAAGGCAAUGGAGCAAGGAAACUGCAAAGACUCCAAACUCGAGAAUCUAAGAGCAGUAAAGUCCCACAAAGCCGAUCUACAUCACGUGUUCCAGCGCGAUCAGAGGGAGGCUGCAGUACAGGCCGCGGCUCGCACGGCAAUGUUGAGGUGCCCAGCCGCAGCCGAACACAGCCCUACCCAGACCCACGCUCAUAGAAAGAGCAGCAGUGCGAAAUCUCCGCACAAAAGUCUUUCGAAAGACAGAAGUACAGCCAGUCCCUGCAAGCAAGAGAACCAGCAACAGAAGUCUCCAAGCGCCGCCAGCGGAGGCAUCGACGGUCAUUCCAAAUCCUCAGACCUAAGCCAGAAAACCAACACUGACGCGGUCACUAUACCUUAUAUCAUACUCUAUUUGGUCAUUCAAAAUGUCUUGGAGAUAAGCUUCGCUUGGUGGUUUCUGGUAAGGCCAGCUUUCAAUAAGCAGAGCAGCUUGUGGAGAAGAAGACAGAAGGGCAUAAGCACACUAACAGACUUAGCGAUCUUCUUUUGUGCAGGACUGUUCUGCGUAAUUGGUACACUUAUUGCCUGGUGUGGCUUCAAGUUUCUCAACUGGUUGCACUUAUGAGGUUGCUUCCAAGGGUCAGCUCAAUAUUUGGCUCCGGUAGCGGCGACCUUGGCCCGGAUAUAGGGAGGUCGCAACCGGGGCCUGACGGAGCGAAUUCCGUCGACAGGACCGGUCUCCACACAGGAAACAUCGGCGGUCAACCGGCAAAGAUGCUAAGCCGUUUGCCCAUGUCUUGUUUCAUGCGGAUAUUAUGCUUUGAAAUUGCUGUAGCGUUCCACGCAUACUUAGGUCU